Messenger RNA from Scylla paramamosain (green mud crab), 13728 nucleotides. RefSeq names its product reelin-like. The record is from RefSeq and is a predicted model, not a curated record. Gene Ontology annotation, biological process: neuron migration; central nervous system development. The coding region runs from base 121 to 10749 and encodes 3542 amino acids. Lineage: Eukaryota; Metazoa; Arthropoda; Malacostraca; Decapoda; Portunidae. Gene Ontology annotation, molecular function: lipoprotein particle receptor binding. The transcript has 66 exons.
CUGAGGGCAGCGUGACGGGCGGCAUGCGACAGCAGGACAGCCGCUCCAGUUUGGAGUGUGCUAUUGAUGAGAGAGGAGGUGUGAGAGGGCAGUUGCAAGCGACUCUCCCUCACUGUCGCGAUGCUCGGCGUGAGGUGUCUGGUGGUAGUGGUGGCGGCAGCGGUGCGGUGUGCGGGGUUGGAAGAUGAACCUAGGAUCGGUGGGUUAAUCCCCAAGCCGGUUCUGACUGGGGGCUUCUUUGGAGGCCCACCAGUGGAGGCCGUUGCUGCCGAGCCUGACUCUGUACAUGAAGACCAAGUUCUGACUGGAGGCAAACCGACGGAGACCAUUGUUGUUCAACCUGACCCUGUAGAGGAAGCUGAAGCGAGUGUGAUCGAUGUCAGCCGUCUGCACGGAAUAAACCCCAUCGAUGCUGACAGCGGAGCGGCUGGUGGCGUGGCGGCCAGUGGAGGCAGGGAUGCGAGCCUCUUCGGUCCAGUGUCUUCGCCGUUCUUCUUCAUGUGCCAGUACCCGCAGACGGGAGAACCUUCAAGUCUAGGGGAGGAAGACGUGACGCUGAAGGUUGAGUUUGCUGGCCGGAAGGACCCAAGAGACGGCUACGAGCCACACUCGGUGUACGAAGUGACAAUCACCUCCAGCGUGCUGUUUGACGGCUUGCUAGUGACCGGGGUGCACGCCUUCACAAAGAAACUCACCGCCGCUCACCACCUCUCUCUGCCCGCCUCCCUACACGGCGGAGCACCUGAGGGCUUGGCGUGUGCUGUGCUCCACUCUCACAUCUCCAGACGCCCGCGCUCCCACCUCUCCUUCCUGUGGAUGGCGCCUCCCUCUGGCACCGGAUGCGUCGCCUUCUUGUCCCAGGGCUCCCUCCAAGGCCAAAUACUCUUCAAAGACUUGAAAAUCUUGGAGGUGUGCGAAAAAGAUGCGGCGGGUCAAUUGCAAAUGCUGGAGUCCCUCUUCACGGGACGAGACCAGCACGGUUACGUCUUCAGGGAUGAUUUCGAAGGAGCCAGCCUGGACACCUCCAUCUGGAAAGAAAUGCGCGGCGGCGCGGUGAGUGGCGGUGGGGGCCAGACCAGCCAGGGAGCCGCCGCCACCUUCACACAGCAGGACGCGGCGCUGCUCACUGCCCCUCUAGACAUGUCCACUGGUCGCCAGCUCCGGUUUGUCCUCAGUUCAGGAUCUUGUCCAGGCAGCACUGAGGUGGAGCUUCUGUAUGGCACCAGUGACUCCCAGGAUGAACUGAUUACUAUAUCCCAAGAGGCUGACCAGAAUGAAGAGGGCAGUGGUGAGGUUCCUUCAACUGCAAGUGCCAUAAGACCAGAAAAUGACUCCAAGAUGGCCCAUGUGUUCCCCGACACUGGGUGCUCUGCUUGGGAGGUUGUUCAUACCUACAGAGCUGCAGCCAACAGUGAGGUGCACAUCCUGCCAGUGCCACAAAGGUACCGGCAGCGUGGUGUGUGUGUUGGAUGGCGGCCCACAGUGAACCCUAACAAUUCGUACUGUUGGGCCUUGGAUGAUGUAGCACUGGUCACUGAUCAUGCCUCCCACCAGCCCCUUCAGGAUGACUUUGACCCUGUUGACCCAGCUAACUGGAUGUUCUUCCCAGGUGCCAGAGUCAAGGAAUGGUGUGGCUCAGAGGGGAACAGUCUGGUGUUUGAGGGUGAUUCUGAGAACCGAUGGACCACCACUCGCCUCCUAGACCUGUCAUUCGAACCCCCCUCAGAAGACAUCCUUCUGGAACACACCUUUGUGGAUGACACUCCCACAGGGUGGGAAGUGACAGGCGGCAGUGUGCAGCUGUGUGGCGGACAACACCGGUUGGUGUUUGAAGGGACACCAGCUAAAGUGUGCACACCCAUGCUGACUAUCAGAGACAUGGGUGUGGUUAGCCUGGCCAUGAGCUUGAGAGAGUGUGGAAGGGAUGUGGCUGGACCAGUGGGAGUCAAGGUGUACUGGGAGGAGCAGCGAGGCCAAGUGGAGAUGAUAGGAGCCAUUAAUGUGACCAGCACCCGCCUGCAGCACACCUUGCCCGUCACUCCUCAGCUCCUGCCUCAGCAAGCCAGGGUGUGUAUGGAGAGCAUGAACAAUAGAUUUGGUGGAUGGACAGUGGACACCAUCAGGUUGCUGCCCUGGAUGCCAACACAGCCACCACACUACUUACAGGCACGUGUGAACUUGGAGUGUGGUGGCAGCCAGAGUGAAGUGGAUGUAGAGAGCAGCAGUGAUGGGGGAGCCUCCUGGACACCCCUGCACCGCCCCUGCCUGCCGGGAAGCUGCACCGGCGCUCACUCAGCCCUCACCUCAGCCAUCGUGCCAGACAGUGUAGACAGGUGGGGUCUGGUGACUCUGCCACUGCCAUACAUCUCCCUCACUCCCCACACACGCCUGAGAGUGAAGCAGCUGGAGGACAACAGAGGCAGCAGUGAUCACCCAUGGGCCAUUGACAAUGUGUACAUUGGGAGGUGUGCCCAGGGUUGCAGUGGGCGAGGCCUGUGUCAACCAGGCGGUGUCUGCAAGUGUGAGUACGGCUACAGCGGAGAGGCAUGUCAGCACUCUGAGCGAGCUAACCCAAUCUACAUCUCAGAGCCAUUUAACUCAGGCAUGUUCAGCAGUGCCAACUUGCUUGAGAUGACAGGAGGCACCAACAGCUUCCGGUGUGGUGUGGUGGGGACAGGCACUGCUGCUGUCUUCAGUGGUCGUGGGCGGCGGGCAGUCACCACCGUGGAUGUUAACACCACACAGGCACACUUCCUGCAAUUCCACUACUUAGCUGGAACCUUCAGUGAUGUGGGCAAGUGUCCUGGGCCAGUGGAAGAAGAGGAGAGUGUGUAUGUCCACUACUCCUGUGAUGGUGGGGUGUCAUGGCACCUCCUCCACACCCUGCACGCUGCCACACACAAGGAGCCCAGCCACUUGUCACUGGACCUACCAGGGGGAGCACGGGGACCCAGCUGCCGCUUCCAGGUGUGGCAAGAGCAACACUCUGGUGCUGGCAGGGAUGUGUGGGCCAUUGAUGACCUCACCAUCACCUCUCAGAUCUACAACACCAUCCAGCUUGACUUCAGUGAUGCAGCAGCUGUCAACAAUUCACUUAGGUUUCACUUGGGCCAGCUGGGCGAGGAUGUGUGUGGCCGGGAGUCAGCGCUCAUGUUUGAUGACAUCAUUGCCAGUGACACUUCCCGGUUCGUGGAGACAAAAUCCCUAGGCAUUGGGCCCUCACACAUGAUGCAGUUUGACUUGGUUAUUGCCUGUGGGAGUGAACCACUGCAGGAUUCCUUAAACAAGGUUGUGCUGGAGUAUUCCUUGAACCAUGGCAUCACCUGGAGUCUGGUGCACCGGCCCUGCACUCCUGCUCUACCUGGCUGCAGUGCCUCCUACACCCGUGGCACAGUCUACCAUGCCUCGGAGUUCCCCAGCUGGAAGAGAGUGACACUCCGUCUGCCGCAACACACCUGGUCACCAACAACACGGCUGCGACUCCGACAGACACAAGACAACGACAUUGGGGAGUCAUGGGCCAUGGACAACCUGUACAUCGGUCGCCAGUGUCCCGGGCUGUGCUCCGGCCAUGGCCACUGCACUUCUGCUGGCUGCAGGUGUGAUGACAACUUCCAUGGCCACAACUGCCUGCCACUCCACAAGCUGCACCACCAGCUGGACGCCACCUUUGACAACGACAAUGAUGUGGUGAAGUAUGACCUGAAGGUGACAGGUGGCAGCCUGGCACCACCCGGGGAUGGUUGUGGUGUGGUGCUCUCCAACAACAGCCUCUACUUUGGUGCUCCUGGUGUACGGCAGCUAGAGACAGACGACUUCAAUGCUGCCCAGCUGGAGGUGAUCACCCUGAUGUUGGUGAUUGGCAGCGGCUCAACCACCAGCUGCCUUCCUGCCCUCCAUCAAGAGACGCCUGGUGCUGGCAGUGUCGUGUUGGAGUAUUCCACUGACGGCGGCCUGAGCUGGGCUCUGCUACAGGAGCUGCUUCCUGCCGACCACCGCACCCCAAGACUGGUGAGUGUCAAGCUGGACACAAUGGAGCAUGGAGAGUCCGGUGUGGUGAGAUUCCGGUUGUGGCAGCCAACACACGAUGGGCAGAACCAGUGGGCAGUGGACAACCUGAGGGUGGCGGCUGAGCAGCCACUCAGCACCCUGCAGGCUGACAUGGCUCCAAACUCCACCGUAGCUUCCCCAUGGCUCUUUGUGACCAGCAGCAGCUAUGGCCACUACUGUGGCAGUGACACAGAGGUGCAGGUGAUGGAUGGAGCUGAGAGAGUGCGGGAGGCAGUAACUCAUCCACUCAUACUUUCUCCCAGUGAUGUCAUCACCUUCCAGAUCAGUGUGGGCUGCAAGGAAAUAUCUGGGGCUGGCCAGCCAGUGUUCCUGCAGUACUCCCAAGACAGUGGACGCACCUGGCACCUGCUGCGCCCUGGGUGUCCUGCUGCAGCUGUGCACUGUGAAGGCCCUACUGAACCAAGUGUGUACCACCCAGGCCACCAUGGACCCUGGAGCCGCUUCCUCAUCCCCGUGGACCACCGGCUCUCACAAAGGCAAAUACAGCUGAGGUGGCUGCAGAACAACCCCAGUGGCACAGCAGGCAAUGAGUUCGCACUGCAGGAUCUGUACAUUGGCCCACCUUGCCGCCACAACUGCCACGGCCAUGGGCUGUGCACUGCCGCUGGCCACUGCAAGUGUGACCCAGAAUACAAGGGGACCUACUGUGGCAAGUUCCCCAGCAAGCCAGUCCGUUGGAUGCACGACAACUUUGAGGAUGGUGGUGUGUUGGGGCACUGGGCACGGGUGGAGGGGGCAGUGGUGGGGCAGGGCUGUGGUGUCCAGAAGGGAGGGAACACACUGCUCUUCUCAGGCCCGGGACAUCGCAUGGCCACCACAAAGGAAGUAGACACCCGAGCCAUCAGGUACCUGGUAUUCAACUUGCAAAUUGGGUCAUGGGAGGCACGGGGCCGCUGCCAGCAGGGCCAGGCACCUCGGGACAAUGUGGCAGUUGAGUUCUCUCCUGACAAUGGCCAGACAUGGACAGCACUGCAGCACUUUGAGCCAGCACACACCACCCUCAGGAAGGAGCCAUUCUUUGUGCCGCUGCCCCCCAAAGCACGCACCAGACACACACGCUUCCGCUGGUGGCAGGCAGCAGGGGACAUGAUGUCAGAUGAGACUUUCCCUGAGGAGCGUGCUGAUUGGCAUCUGGAUAAUGUGAUGGUGCUGGCCAAUGAAACUCUGCCAUCCACACUCCACCACACGGCCGGUGAUGCUGACUCCUUGCCUCAUGUCUGGUUCCUGCACGAGGGAGCCUCCUUCCAGCCAGCAUGUGACAGGAACACAUCUGUCAUGCUCUUCUCAGGACCCACUGGCCCCAGAUAUGCAGAGACCUGGGACGUGCAUGCUUCUGGGGCCACCGUGGUUCAGUUUGACAUCAAGAUCGGGUGUGGUGGAAGUGGUGGUAACAGCAUAAGUAACACUCCUUCUGUGGUGGAGCUGCAAUAUUCAGUUGAUAAUGGGAAGACCUGGGAGCUGGUGGAGGAAAUGUGUGCUCCCCCUGAGGUGGAGUGUGACACUUACCACCUACCAUCCACCUUCAGCGCCUCCCUCCAUCCAUCAUGGACACGAGUCACCACCACACUACCAAAGCUGACUGCAGGAGAGCGAACAAGGAUACGCUUGGUGGAGGGUGGUGAUGCUGCUGCCGGGAGCCACAUGCCAUUCUGGGCCAUUGACAACUUGUAUGUGGGUGACUCCUGCCCCUGGAUGUGCUCUGGUCAUGGCUACUGCACUGAGGACCACUCCUGCAGGUGUGAUGAUGGCUACUAUGAGCCUUUCUGUGUCCCAGCGGAGGCCUUGCCCUGUGAGCUGCUGGACACUUUCAAUACUCCAGAGCUUCUUUCUGGCAACUGGUGGGAGGUUCAUGGAGCCGAGGUGUCUCAGCGGUGUGGUGUCCUGGUGUCUAAGUCAGCUCUUGUAUUCUUUAAGGACGGUCUGCGUCAGGCAUCCACUGUGGACUUGGACAUGACUGCUGGUCAGUUCAUGCAGUUUACACUCCAACUUGGUUGUGGCAAAAAGAAUGGGGGCAGAAGCAAGCAAACCUCAGUCUCCAGUAAGGAGGAACCCAGUGACAGGAAGGCACAACAUGCCAGGACCCAUGACUUGCUGGUGCAAUACUCCACAAAUGGUGGCAUAACAUGGGGCCUUCUGAAGGAGAUACACUACCACUCUCAGGCACAGCCCAUCUUCAUCUCCAUCAGCCUGAUGGACUUCCCCCUCGCCCUUACUAACGCCACCAGGUUCAGAGUGUGGCAGCCACAUCAUGGUGGUGUCUCGCAGCACAUGUGGGCCCUGGACAACCUGUUCAUCGGAGGGCAGCCUGUCACUCCCAACGUGCUCUAUGAUGACUUCAGUAGUGACUCCCCAGCCACUGAUGCCUGGGUAGACUGGCCAGCGGGGGAAGUGGGCCACAUGUGUGCUGACCCAGACUCCCCAAGAGGCUUGGUGUUUGGGUCAGGUGAGGGCCACCAUGCACUCUACUCCCGAGACCUGCAGGUGGACGCCCACUCCGUGCUGCAAUUUGAUGUGCGAGUUGGCUGUGGGCAUGUGACACAGCGAGAACACGCAGUGCAGCUGCAAUACAGCCGUGACCUGGGCAUCACGUGGCACACAGUGCGGCCCACUUCUUCCCUGGAUGACCCUGCCACAAACUGCCUGCAUGAGCUGCGCACCCCCACUGUCUUCUACCCCAACAGUGCUCUCAACUGGACCAGAGUUAUUGUGCCACUCUCUGACCUGCAGAUCUGUGGGAGGGUGAGGUUCCGGUGGUGGCAGGGGCAGUAUGGAUCCCGGGACUCCUCAGAACCUUGGGCUGUGGACAAUGUGUACAUUGGCCCUGCCUGCAUACACCACUGUGGUGGCCACGGCUCCUGCAUCAAUGGGGACAUGUGUGUGUGUGACGAGGGAUUCAGCGGUGAGACAACCUGCACGCUGGAGAAGGACAGACCACACUCCCUGACUGAGGACUUUGAAGCUGGCUUGCCCCAGGAGCACUUGUUGCGCUGGGCAGGUGCUGAGGUGCUCAGGUUCUGUGGGGUGCUGACAGGGCAAGCACUGGUGUUCUCCCAACAAGGCGAGAGGAUGCUGGUCACUACAGACCUUGAUCUGACUCAUGGCAGUGUGGUGCAGUUCUACAUUCGCUUCGGCUGCAUGGACAGCGACCCCUUCAAUGGUGAUGGCCCCGUGCUGUUGCAAUACUCCAGUGAUGGCGGCAUCUCCUGGGCACUCCUGGCUGAGCUGGUGCCUGACCCUUCUGAGCCUCAGCGUACCCAGCACAUCACUCUCACCCUGCCAGACUUUUCCAAGACCAACACCACUCGCCUGAGGUGGUGGCAGCCUUCCCAUGAUGGAUCCUUCAACUCACAGUGGGCCCUUGACCAAAUCCAUGUGGGAACUACAGCACAGGGACUGCCCGCCUUCCUUGACAUGGGCACUGGGAUGGGGUGGCUGCUGCGGCCCGGCUCAGUGGUGGAGCCUGUGUGUGGCCACGCCCAACCAUUCCUCCACUUCACAGGUCGUGAUGGCUACAGACUGGCAGAGACACCAGACAUCAUGAUGACACAGACCACAUUUAUCCAGUUCACAGCACUACUCACCUGCAAGGAGCCUGCACCCUGCUUUGAGGUGGAGGUGGAGUACUCAGUGGACCAUGGUGCCUCCUGGUGGCCCCUGAGGCCUGCCUGUCUUCCCAGUGAUCCAGACUGCACAGAGUACUGGAUGUCCUCUUCCCUUACCUCGGACCUGUUUGUUGGGCCAUACCCUGUCACCCUGCAGGCUCCUGCACGGUUGAGGAGGGCUGAGAUGGGGCGAGUGAGGUGGGUGCAGCAGGCUGGGUGGCGACAGCAGCACACAUGGAGCAUCUCUCACGUAUAUGUGGGCAGCGAGUGUGUCCUCAAGUGUUCUGGAAGAGGCCUGUGUGAUGCUGGACUGUGCCACUGCCACAAGGGUUGGACAGGAGAGGAAUGCAAGGAGCCAGUCACUCCCCUGCCAACCUUCCUGGUGGCUGACUUUGAGGGUGAAGCAUGGGUGCUGGAGUGGCAGAGGGCAGUGGGUGGCCAGCCCAGUGAUCAGUGUGGACCUGUGGCCUCUCACCAUUCCCUCCACUUCCAGGGGGGUUGCAGCAGGUAUCUGGAAACCAAAGACCUGGAUCUGCGUGAUGCACUCUUCGUCCAGUUUGACCUGAAGGCAGGCUGUGUGGAGGCUGUGGCAGGGCAGGGCUUGCUACUCCUUCAGGCCUCCUGUGAUGCUGGAAUUAGCUGGACUACUCUCAAGAAGCUCUGGCCACCACACCACCACCCUGUGUAUGUAUGGGUGGAGGUGCCAGAGAGCCUGCGGUGCCUUGGAGGGCGUGUGAGGUGGUGGCAGCCUCAUGCCGGGGACACUCACCACUUUGACUGGGCAGUGGAUGCAGUGGUGGUGGGCGGCAGUGUGAAUCCACCCGACACUCUGACAUACACCCACCCUCACCACCUGGCACCGCCACUGUGGCUCCGCCGAUACAAUGCCAAGCCAGAGUUGUACUGUGACCACCAGCUGCCUAUGUAUGUGAUGAGGUCCACACCUGCUGAACCUGCCCUGCUGCAGACCACAGACUUGCAGAUUGGUAAGAACCACGUCCUCAGCUUCCGUCUGGCACUGGGCUGCAAUGCUUCCUGGGACAACACAGUGCCACCCAUCAGGCUGGAGUACUCGCUGGACUUUGGACACAACUGGCAACUGGUGCGGAUGCUGUGCCUACCAGGGAACAACAGCUGCAGCCACGUGGAUGAUGCCUCAGUGUUCUAUGCACCGCUGGCUUGGAGCAGACAUGUGUAUCCACUCAGCCAUAUCAGCCCCUCAAAGUAUGUCAGAUUUCGAUGGAUACAGGAACGUUCAUCAGAUGUGUCAGAGUGGCACAAGUGGUCUCUGAGGGACGUGUACAUAGGGCCAGCCUGUCCCAAACACUGCCUGGGCCGGGGCUCUUGUCUAGAGGGGCGUUGUCAUUGUGAUGUUGGCUAUGCAGGAGACCACUGCCAGCACCUCACCAUUGAUAAUGUGCCAUACAUCCGUGACCAGUUCUCUGCAGGAGUGUUCCUGCCCCACUUUGUGCAGGUGCAGGGAGGGCUGCUCUCUGGUGGCUGUGGCAACCUGGAGGAGCCGCCCGCUGCCACUUUCCAGGGCGCCAACACCCGCCUGCUGCUGACCCGACCUGUUGACACCCGCAGUGCAAAGUUUGUGCAUUUCCUGCUGAACAUCGGCAGCCAGCAUGGCCACAGUGUGUGCCAGCCAGCCUCUCACCGGCGACACAAUGUGCUGCUCCAGUACUCUCUGGAUGGAGGCAUCCAGUGGGAGCUGCUGCGUGAGCUGGAUCAUGCCCUCUACACACGCCCAGGCAAGGAGUACAUCCACCUACCACCACAAGCCAGGGGGCCAGCCACCUCCUUCAGGUUCUGGCAGCCAAUGCAGGAGCUGACACCACCUGCCUGGUCCCUGGAUGACCUGUUUAUUGGCGGCUCAGAGAUCAGUGCUGCAAAUCUCCUUGAUGAGUUGGAUGAAAACAUCAAGGUAUCAGACUGGUUGUUUGCACCACUCAGCCACAGCGAGAGGAACUAUUGCUCCCGUGGCAAUGACUCCUCCCUGGUGUGGGGCGCCGACUCUCCAGGCCAGCGGGAGAUCACUACUCAGGAGCUGAUCAUCCAGGAGGGACAUGUGGUCCACUUCAAGGUGUCAGUGGGGUGUGAGGAGGAGAGCCAGGAGUGCGGGAACAGUCCUGGGGUACGCUUGGAGUACAGUCUGGAGGGUGGUGUGCGAGGAUGGGACCUGGUGAGGGACCUGUGUCUGCCCGGCUCCUCCCCAGACCCAGACUGCCAUCCAUACACCUUCCACCCGCAGUCUGUGUUUCACACUGACACUCAUGGUUCAUGGCAGCGAGUCACAAUCCCCCUGCCGGAGAAGACGUGGGCCAGCACCACACAACUGCGGUGGGUGCAAGAGGCGGGCGGACCAGGAGGCAGCAGAGUGACACCAUGGUCCCUGGAUGAUGUGUAUGUAGGGACCCCAUGUCCAUCUCACUGCCACGGCCGUGGUGACUGUGUGGGUGGCGGUUGUCGCUGUGAUGCUGGAUACUUUGGUGAGACGUGUGAGCCAAUCCCGUCCCGCAAGGCACCACUCCCCACCAGCCUUGUGGAAGGCUUUGAGGGUGGUGUGAGUGCCAAUUGGGCCUCAGUGACAGGUGGUGGUGUGGGGCUGGGAUGCAGCUCCCUGGCACCAUAUGCUCAUGGCAAGCAUCUCUACUUCUCUGGCUGUGGCACACGGCAGGCCCGCACUGUGGACCUUGACACACGCACUGCAAGCAAGCUCAUGUUUGUAUUGCGCAUUGGGAGCCACGAUGGGAUGCCCUCCUGCCACGUGGAGCUGAGUGACCCACAGCGAGGCCUGGACAAGGGGAUCGUGCUGCAGUACUCGCCUGACAAUGGUGUCUCCUGGACCACCAUUAAUGUGCAUGAUCCACUGGACUUCAAAAAGGCGCGGCGAGUGGCAUACAGUCUGCCUCAGGAGGCGCGGGUGUAUGGGCUGCAGCUGCGAUGGUGGCAGCCAGUGCAUGAUGGCCCCAGCACUGACCAGUGGGCCCUUGAUAAUGUGGAGAUUGUAUUGGCCCAGCGGAGAGACACAAGCAGCUACGACGUUCAGACACUGCAUGAUGCUGAACUUUGAAGGAGGCGCCCUGUGCUUCACCGCCAUUACUGCCCUGAAACAGAACAUUUGAACUCUGCUACACCCAUGUGAAGGAUUCCUCCCAGCACCACACUACACAUAAGCCAUAAGGCGACCCAUGAUGAGCAGCAGAACCCCAUGUAGCUCCAUGGCAGUCAUUGUCGCUCACUGACACCUUGCUAGCCACACCUUGUUGCUUCACCCUAAUUUUCACCUCAAAGCAUUGUUUAUAAUAUGAUGAAUUGUUCUGAAUCAUUGUCAUCACUCGAGACUCAUUUCAGGGACCAACAGAAACUUCAAGAAAAUUCAUGCUUUCCCUUGGAGCCAUCAUGGUGUCAGUGUUCUCUCUCUCUCUCUGUAAGGUGAAUGACUGACCAGUCAUCACAAGAAGGACAAACUUUGGGUAAAGUUAUAACAGGAUGGUUUCUUGAAAUUAGGCUUUUAUCAACAACUACAAGUACAUUGGCUGCUUCUGUUUUCUUUCUCUUCUGCUUUGCACAAUCUUUAGCAAUAUAGACUGGGUUUUAUUUCAUGCAUGUGCUGAACACCUGUGGCAGGCUUGGCUCUCUCCAUGUUAAAGAUUGAAAAAUAUGCACAAGAAGAAAGCAUUCCUCACACAAACUCUACAAAAUAUCAAAGCACACCUCAAUGCUAGCCCAUCACAUGGAGCUCCUCAGCUACUUGGCUGCUUGACUACAUACCAUUAUCAGCAGCAUGACUGGAUACCCAGUCAAGAAGUUUAAAUCUGAGUUUGGCAAGUUCCUGAGGGUAAUGCCUAGUAAAUUCUUUUGGCCCUUUUGCUUUGGGGACUGGCAACUCAGUUUCCCUUUUCCAUAUAGUUUUGUUGCCCUUGAUCAGUACCUAUCUAAAAAAAAAAAAAAAAAAAAAAAAAAAAAAAAAAAAAAAAAAAAAAAAAAAAAAAAAAGGUUACUCUUGGGAUAUGUCAGACACCUUUGCCUGUGGAGCAAUGUUCAAUGCCUUACUGGACUAAAUUUAUCAUCACAGGAAGGAUGUCAUCUACAGAACAGCAGAAGACCGCUGGUGUUGCAAGGCAUGAACAGUCUCAUCUAGAAAAUGAACUUACUCAAUAGUGAUGCCCAAGUACAAAGAGGGAACUGGUUCACUGCAGCUGUCUGAUGACUGAACCAAAGCCAAUAGAAAGGAAGACUGGCCCACCACAUGGCCCAAUGACUUACCCAUAAGUUAUCACAAAAGGAAAGAGUAAGACCAGAGAGAAUUCUAUGGUUUGAUGGGACAAUCUCUGUUGAUAAGAGUGGAAGAUUGAUUGGUAAACAACACUCCAUUCUCCAUUGCAGGCCCACCUCUUUUUACUGACUUUGAUUGCACUGUUCCUGCUUCUCCCUUCACUGAUGUCAUGGGGCCUUUUUUGUGUGUUUUCCUGCAGAUUUCUUGACUAUGAGGGUAAAUGCAAAUUGUUAUUACAUGUGGUUUGCUGCGUGGGACAUCCAGGUCGCCAUGGCUGCCUCAGAGUGUGUGGAGUGUGUGUAGUCCUGUGGAAUACAUGGACAAGUACAAAGUUUUCUUGCAGUAUUUCAUUCCAAAUGCAAGAUGAUCAUAAUCUGUGUACUUAAAUUGAAGUACAAGCAUGUACUUUCAGUACCAUUUUGUAAUAUAUUCUUGUACAGACUCCAAGAUCCCGUAAUUCAGUUAGUAAGUGCUUUUCACAAGUACUCUGUAUUGCUUCCACAUUGUGGCUUUUGUCCAUGUAACGUUAUUUUUCAGCUUUAUUGAAGCUGAAUAUUGUACACAGUACACAUGCAUGUGAAUGUUAAAUGGUGGAAGUCUUCAUGUUUACAUCAUCUUCACUGUUGCAGACUAAACACAAGACCUCACUUUUAAGGCAGGGUCACACUGGCUGUGAUGUUACUCUAGAUAUGGAAUGCCACGUCCUGACACUGGUGAUGCUUGCGAUGCAAGUAUUCACACCAUGAGUAAUGAUGUGCUAUGCCUUGUGCCUUCUCUUCCAAGAGGAGGAGUGCAGUGACAAGUGAUAGCAUGCCCUUGUUGCUCAAAGUGAUUCACAAAUUACUCAGGACACACAUGCAUCAGCCAAGCUAUAUGUCUGAAAAAAUCGCUGGGCAAGAUACAUGAGCAACAAUCGCACACAUUGCAAGCAUAGCACUGCAUCUGGUGUGAACACCCUUAUUUAAAAACACUGUAGCAACUGGAAUCUACAUGGUUUUGCAGUGUGCACAUCCUAUAUCCAGAGUAACAUCACAGCCAGUGUAAACUCGCCUUUACUUAUGAGUGAGAAGCUGUAAUGACUGCUGAGCCAGGUUCCAACAUCCAAGGGAGUAAUGGUGAAAGUCAAGCAAACUUCACAACACCUUAAGGUUGAUGAUCAAAUUUUAAAAUGUCACCCUGACCUUAGUAAGCUCAUCCCAUUUAGUGACCAUUCAAUCAGCUCAACUAAUAUUCAAAAAUAUUUCCAAAAUAUAUUUCAGAUACAUACAAAUAUUUGUAUGUAUCUGAAUUCAAAAAGCAUAUCUUUAGUUUCUUUGUACUGAUGCUUAGAAUUGUGGAUUCCUUAGUACUUUACUUUAUUGUAAUUAGUUAUCGGUGACUCAUAUAUACUACUUAAAAACAAUCAUUUGCUUAUGUUGUAUCAGUGUUGUCUUCUUAGUUCCCUUGUCUCACAGUCAUCAAGAUCUGUAUUUAGGCUUGUUAAAAACUGUACCUCCAGUCUGCCCAAUGCUCAUUGUACCAUUGCCACCUCAGAUGUUGUAAUAAACUAAUAAUUUAUCUGUUCUAUGUAAACAUGGUGUAAAGUUUUCUUGGCCCCAAAAUCAAAGCAGAGGUAAUAUUGAUAACAGACAUUAUGACAUGGCAGUGAAAGCAGCAUGCACAAGCAACUAUAUUAAAUUUUAUUAUGAAAAUUUAUGUAUGUGUGAGUGUUUAGUGCCUUGUCUGGAACAUCCUGUGUGGAAUUGCCAACCUAGUAUAUAAAGAUUGAUUUUU